This is a messenger RNA of Rhizophagus irregularis DAOM 181602=DAOM 197198, 1044 nucleotides long. RefSeq lists its product as uncharacterized. NCBI's taxonomy places the organism in Eukaryota, Fungi, Glomeromycota, Glomeromycetes, Glomerales, Glomeraceae. Gene Ontology annotation, biological process: protein phosphorylation. The record is from RefSeq and is a predicted model, not a curated record. Gene Ontology annotation, molecular function: protein serine/threonine kinase activity; protein binding; ATP binding.
AUGCAGUCAUUUAAUGAGUGGACCGAUAAGAAAAUAAAAGAUGAUAACUUGUAUUUUUUUAAGUAUAAUAAAUUCACUAAUGUGGAAAUAGUUGAGAAAGGAACAUUUGCAACGAUAAGUAAAGCUGAUUGGAAAAAUGGUAUUAGCGUAGCGUUAAAAAUUCUUGGAAAUAAUCCUUCAAUAAAUGAAAAUGACAUGAAUAAAUUUAUUAAAGAGUUCAAAAAUUUAAGAAGAGCUAGUUUUCAUUCAAACAUAAAUCGGCUUUAUGGAAUUACUAAAGAACCAUCAACAAAUACUUAUAUGAUGGUAUUACAAUACGUUAAUCAGGGAAACUUAAGAGAUUAUUUAAAAAAAAAUUUUGAUUCACUUCAAUGGAGUGAUAAAAUCAAGAUGGCUCUGGAUAUUACACGUGGAUUGAAAUGUCUACACUCCAGAAAAAUUAUUCACAGAAAUUUGCAUGCAAAAAACAUACUAGUCCACAGUAAUAAGCUAAUGAUCGCAGACUUAGCGUUAUUUAAACAAUUAGCUGGAGUUGAAUCAAAUUCAGGAAUACAUGAAAUGCUAGGAUACGUUGAACCACAAUGCCAUAAGGUUGUCGAUUAUGUUAGAGAUAAAAAGUCAGAUAUUUAUAGUUUGGGUGUUCUUUUAUGGGAAAUAUCAAGUGGAUAUCCUCCCUAUUCAAAAAUUCCAAUCCAUAAUUUAGUUUAUAAAAUUAAUACCGGCUUUAGAGAACAGCCAAUAACUGAUACGCCUUCAGCUUACGUGGAACUUUAUGAGAAAUGUUGGGACGAUAAUCCAAGUUUAAGACCAACUAUUGAAGAAGUUUUUGAUACGUUACAAAAAAUUUCUCAACAAAUAAAUGCCAAUAAUGAAAACGGUUCUAAAAUUACUGAAGAUUUGGAUAAAUUAGAUAUUAAUAAUGAAACAAAUUCUGACUCAAUUAAUCAAAACGAUUCAAAAUUACAAAUAUCAAAAACAAAAAAUGAUAAUAUUGGUGAGUUGAACUUAUUUCCUAUUAUUAUGUUUAAUAUUUAUUAUUAUUAA